Molecule: messenger RNA, 564 nt
Organism: Pseudogymnoascus verrucosus
Lineage: Eukaryota; Fungi; Ascomycota; Leotiomycetes; Thelebolales; Thelebolaceae
Gene: ARF6
Product: ADP-ribosylation factor, Arf Arf6
Exons: 4
Coding region: 1-564 (187 amino acids)
Biological process (GO): intracellular protein transport; vesicle-mediated transport
Cellular component (GO): cytoplasm
Molecular function (GO): GTP binding; GTPase activity
Source: RefSeq, a predicted model, not a curated record
AUGGGCGGCCAGAUUUCAAAGAUGAUGGGCAAGAUCUUCGGAUCGAAGGAGAUGCGCCUCCUGAUGUUGGGACUCGAUGCUGCGGGGAAGACCACUAUUCUAUACAAGCUGAAGCUCAACCAAGACGUGACGACUAUCCCAACUGUCGGGUUCAACGUCGAGACCGUCACAUACAAGAAUGUCAAGUUCAAUGUCUGGGAUGUUGGAGGACAAGACAAGAUUAGACCCCUAUGGAGACACUACUAUUCAGGCACUCAGGGAUUGAUCUUCGUCAUCGACUCUUCAGACCACGAGCGGAUAGAAGAGGCGAGCCUGGAACUAAAUCGCAUUAUCAGGGAACGUGAAAUGAAGGAGAGCUUGCUGCUCGUCUUCGCCAACAAGCAAGAUGUCAAAGACGCGAUGACACCCCAGGAAGUGACCAAGGCCCUGAAGCUCGAGAAACUGGAAGACACGAUCUGGUAUGUCGUGCCAAGUUGCGCCACAACCGGCGAGGGACUCCUCGAAGGCCUCGCCUGGCUCUCCAACAACAUCAAGACACCGCCAGCAGGCACGGUCAAGACGUAA